CCCGUGACGCUGUGUAAUCCUGGGGCGUGUCUGUGCCCGCAGACGGUGCAGUAUCUGAAGCGGUGCCAUUUGGAGGUGGGGAUGAAGAACAAUGUGAAGUACGAGCUCACCAAAGAGAUCGUGUGUCGCCAGCUGCUGAGGAGGCUUGGGGUGUUUGUGCCUCCUCACGCCCUGAGGUUGCCCGAUGAGCCUAUCACCCGGUGGGGGGAGUACUGGUGUGAGGUCACGGUGAACGGCCUCGAAACCGUCCGCAUCCCCAUGUCCGUGGUCAACUUCAUGAAGCCCAAGACGCGCGCAUACAAGAACUGGCUGAAGAAGGAGCAAGCAGAAUCCCAGGAUUCCAAUCCGGAUGAGACUGGGAAAGAGGACUCUUGAUUGGGAUGGUGGGUGGG
Molecule: messenger RNA, 392 nt
Organism: Lepisosteus oculatus (spotted gar)
Lineage: Eukaryota; Metazoa; Chordata; Actinopteri; Semionotiformes; Lepisosteidae
Source: RefSeq, a predicted model, not a curated record